CAUACCAAACUAAGCAAAUGCUUUGGACUUUUGCUUUGAUUAAUUUCGAGCUAAGUCAAAGCUACCGAAGCAAUUGCUAAACCUUAUUCAUACCACUAAAUGACUGCAUCGAAUAGGCUGUUCAAUAGAAGAAGAGGCAACCAAUGUGCCUCGUAUCAAUUCAAUCCAUUGUGUGAUAAGAGUUCGAUUCGGACAGAAUGGUUGAACGACGGAAACGUGGUGGUACCGGCAAAGUAGAACCUGUUGGCGAAGAUGAGAACAACCUUCACAAGCUGGAUUCCCAGAUGGGAAUGUUCGGGGUAGUGUUGAUGUUGUUCUGUGGAACCGUGUCCAGUUACAUGUUCACCUAUCUACCGGAUGCUUUAACCACUGCACAUCUGAAGAGCUAUCCUGGAGCGUUUAUUGCGGAACGGGCGUGGGAUAAUCUGCAGGUGCUCAACGAUUACGGUCCGAAACCGACAGGAUCCGAGGCCAACGAGAAGCUGGCCGCAGAUUAUUUGAAGCGCCAGAUUGAACUGAUCCAAGCAAGCAAGCACAGAAACCAGGAACUUCUUGCCGAACAUCAGGUCGUGAGCGGAGGCUAUCCUAUCUCAUUUAUGGGCAACCCCCUGACAAGCUUGUAUCGGAAUGUGCAAAAUUUGGUCGUUAAACUAGUCGGUGAAAAUGCUACUAGCCCUGCUUUGAUGUUGAAUUGUCAUUUCGAUACGGUAGCUAGCAGCCCCGGAGCUAGCGAUGAUGGCGCUAGCUGUUGUGUAAUGCUGGAAAUAAUGCGGGUACUAUCGAGAGAACCGAAACGUAAUCAACAUUCCGUUAUUUUUCUGUUCAACGGCGCGGAGGAAACACCACUCCAAGCAGCACAUGGGUUCAUUACACAACAUCCCUGGGCCAGCGAAGUAGGAGCCUUUCUUAAUCUGGAAUCGGCUGGCUCGGGUGGCAAGGAAGUGCUUUUCCAAAGUGGACCGCAGCACCCGUGGAUGAUAGACGUGUACGCUCGGGCCAUCAGACAUCCCUUUGCCCACGCGGCAGCAGAAGAAAUAUUCCAAUCUGGAUUGAUACCAUCUGAUACUGAUUUCAGGAUAUUUAGAGACUUUGGCAACAUCCCUGGAAUGGAUUUCGCCCAUAUGGUCGAGGGAUAUCGUUAUCAUACCAAGUUUGAUAAUAUUGACUACCUAUCGCUACCAGUGUUGCAGCGAACUGGUGAUAACAUUCUUGCGCUCACUCGAGAAAUGAUCAACAGCGAAGAACUGGCCAACAGUAAGAACGAAGAAAAUGCAAAAGGAUUCAAAGUUUUUUACGACUUCAUGGGGCUUCUGUUUGUUUGCUACUCCAGCGAUGUGGCUGUCACGAUAAACUCGCUGGUUUCCAUUUUGGCCAUCUUGCUACCGUAUUGUGGAUUAAGCCGGUCGGUGAGACGAGUCGGUGAGGCUGCCAUCGUAAAAGAAACCAUUUACGGUUUUGUGGCAACCGUUUUGGGAACCAUCGUCGGGCUACUAACCUGUUUAUUCAUCGGUCGGCAGCUGGACUCGAUGGGAAGAGCUAUGUCCUGGUUUUCAACACCGUACCUGGUCUUGGGCCUAUACUGCUGCCCUGCUUUACUGGCACAUGCUUUUGCACAGAUUGCCGUGAACAAGUUUUUUGCGGAUAAAAAGUCGGUCCUCAACCUGUCGCAAGUGGUACAAUCCCGGUUUAUCGGAGUGAACCUGUUCUGGGUUCUGCUGGUGGUUCCACUGACAUUUGCCGGCAUCCAUAGCGCCUACAUCUUUAUGAUUGUGCUGCUGUUUUCGCUAAUGUCUUCGCUCGUUUCGGUGCUUCUCGGAUAUCAGAACACGGUUCGCCGUUGGCUUGCCGUACACGUGGCUUUCCAGUUGGUUACCAUGCUUUGGGCAACCCAGUACUAUCACAUGUUCAUGAAGCUGUUCAUUCCGAUUUCCGGACGCAUUGGUGGGGCCAAGAAUCCUGAAUACUUGAUAGGCUCGAUAGCAGCCCUCUGCAUGCUGCUGGUCAGUAGCUAUAUCGUGCCGCUGAUUGCAUUGCUGAAGAAAGCUUCAGAACUAACUGCUCGGUUGACCGUAUUCAUUUUGAUAGCUAUACUGUUGGCAUGCUUCACGCAGGUUGGAUUUCCGUACCGAGAUGACAGUGCCAAUGCUCCAACAGUACAGCGACAUUAUGUGACGAAUGUCAUUAGAAUAUUCCACGACGAGAAUGGAAACUAUCGGUCCAGCGAUUCGGGUUUUCUUUUUAGAGAAAUGGAUCGAAACUCACAUCGCAUGAUACGUGGGGUUGCCAGUCCCCAAACAAUAGUUCCAAUGCGAUCGAUGAGUACGUGCGAAUCAGAAAUAUUCUGCGCGGUUCCAUUCUAUUCCAUGUGGCAUCAGAUAAGAUUUGAUAACUUUUGGCUCCCAGGACCUGGGCCAGAUCUCCUUACCAUGAAUAAUCUUUUAUACGAAGGUCGCGAGAAGCUAACUGCUAAUCGUACGAGAUUGUAUUUUACUUUUGAAGGAUCGAUACAAUCAUCGUUGAUCAUUGGUCCCAAACCUGGGGUUAAACUAGCGAGCUGGAGUCUCUUGGAUGAGGUGACCCCGCCCACGGAAUUCAACGGCCAAAAGGCACACUUCGUGCUGAUAACACACGGAUUGCCUAGUGCUGAGCCCUGGGAGAUAACGAUGGAUUUCGAACACGAUAAUCCCGAUUAUGAUGGACUCUUCGCUGAUGUUGCACUGGUUACAACUUUCUGGGAGACUGGCCCCAAUCAUACUACACAGUUCAACGAACUGAUCCAAAAGUUCCCACCAUGGGCCCAUGUCAUCCCCUCGGUGGCAGCUAUGACCGUUUUUGUGUUCUAAAUCAAAUAAUAUUGCAAUCUGUGGUGGGUUAAUUUUUUUUUAUUUA
Uranotaenia lowii is the source of this 2889-nucleotide messenger RNA. Its product is annotated as endoplasmic reticulum metallopeptidase 1-like. The record is from RefSeq and is a predicted model, not a curated record. Lineage: Eukaryota; Metazoa; Arthropoda; Insecta; Diptera; Culicidae. Gene Ontology annotation, molecular function: metalloexopeptidase activity. Gene Ontology annotation, biological process: proteolysis. The coding region runs from base 198 to 2843 and encodes 881 amino acids. The transcript is spliced from 5 exons.